CAUUUAGCUUUCUGUCACUGUGAGCAUGAACCUUUAGGUGAAUGUGAAACAGUUGCGGAGCCUAGCGGAGCAUUAGUUAUCUAUUUAGUUUUCUAUAAACUUUCUAAUAAUAAGACAGAUAUUAUAGACCCACCUGGAAGGUCUGAUGCGAAACAUAGUGAGCAUCUAUCCCCACCUGGGGCACGAAGUGUCCUUUCUCCGAAAGAAGCUUUGCGUUUGAUGCAAAACCCAGCUCCAGUAGGGAAUCCACCUGAAAACCCAACACCAGCUCCCGAUGACGAUCUCAUAUCAUUUAACAAAAACCCAUCGACGCACCAGCCGAGAGAGGCGACCGCGCCGGCACCCGACCCAGAGAUAGGAUCUAGUAAAGAGCGAAAUAAAGCUAUAUUAAUAUACAAAAUUAUAGCAAAUGGUGUAGAAUUUUAUGACGGAAAAAGAAAAUGGUAUGGAGUAAAAGAUGACUUUCAUGCAUUAUAUAACAAAUAUUAUUUUAUUAAAGCAGAUAACGGAGAAACAACUAUAAAAGCAUACAUAAGAAUUAUCGAUGAGUCUGAAGCUAUUUCAAAAAAAACUAAAGGUAAUAUUGAUAUGCGUAAAACAGGAAAUUAUUCUUUAACAACUAUAAAACUUUUCAAUGAAACUACUUUAGCACCUAAAAGAGGUGAGAAAAUAAGUGAACAGGAGAAGGCUUGGAUAGAUUUAGCGACAACAGGCGCUCUAAUAUUUGCAGAAAAAUAUGAAGGAGAAGCUAUUCAAUAUGAUGUAAAUUCGAUGUAUAUAUAUGAAAUGUUAAAGAAAGAAGCUUCAUGGCCUGUUGCAUCAGGUAAGUUUCAUACUAUAGACGUAUCUUUAGUAGAAAAAUGGACUAAAUUUCCAUAUGGAAUUUAUAAAGCAACAAUAGACAGAAAUUCGCCAAAAAAAAGUCUUCAAUGUACAAGAUAUUUGCGAUAUAAUCCACAUGGGAUUUACACGCAUUAUGAUUUAGAGAGUGCUAAAAGAAAUGGUUUAAAAGUAUAUUUGAUAAAUGAAUCACCAAAUGCACUUAUUUAUGAAAGAAAUGUACGUAUAACAGGAAAAGACAUGUUUGGAGAAUGGGGAAAUAUAUUAUAUAAUAUUAAAAAAGAAGGCGGAACAGCUGGAAAAGUAAGUAAAGCAUUAUUAGUUUCAUUAUGGGGUGCCUUAUGUGAGCAAAGGAAUGGGCAAAACUAUGGAACACACCCAAGAAUAAAACCCUUUUUAUUAGCUUCGACUAGAAAAACAAUUUCUGAAAUUGUAAAACCUUUAGGAGAUCAAGUAAAACGAAUUCAUACAGAUGGAUUUAUAGUAGUUGGACGAGUGAAUCUCAAAACAGGUAAAGAAAUAGGUGAGUUAAAACUUGAAAAAAGAGGAAUUUGUACGGUAAAAAAUUGUAUAACAGUUACAUGGAAACCACCUUACCCAGAAAUUCCAAAUUUGAUUACAAAUAGUUUGCCAAAUUUUGAAAAAAUACAACAAGAUAAGGAGCAGAAUACAAAGUUAGCAGUAAAAAGGAAACCACCAAAAAGAUUUGAUAUAAAUCUUCCGAAUGAAAUUAUAAUAGAAAUAUUACAACAUUUACGAACACAAAAUGAUAGCUUAUGUGGUAAUAAUGAAUUAUUGUUUCCA
Molecule: messenger RNA, 1644 nt
Organism: Diversispora eburnea
Lineage: Eukaryota; Fungi; Glomeromycota; Glomeromycetes; Diversisporales; Diversisporaceae
Source: the annotation of a GenBank genome assembly